UGAACAACCUAGGAGAGCCUUGGAAUAGGCGGUGAAGGGGUUAAUAGUUCACGCUACCCAACUACAUGUACAAUGUACAUAUUUUGUUAUGUUACUGGUGAACGCGUGUUAUCAGCAAUCUCUCCUGACAUUGAUCACUUCGCAGCAACAUCUGCCGUAAGGUACCUUAUCACAAGCCGGAACAGUUUUUGUGUGAGGCAGGCUAAGGGUUAAAAAUCCUUUUUUUUUUCCAGGAAGUGUUUUAUCUCAUUUCACGAAACGAUAAAUACCGGUAUUUAUUUGUAGUCUGUGCGAAGCGGCCUCCUUUCUUUCAGUUUGUACCCUGAUAGAGGACAGCCCGGAUGCUUUGUGAUAUGUCUUGUUACUUCAGGAUCUCGAUCUAGUGUGUUUCCCAAGACCUGACUGUUAUCCUGCAGUAGAACACUAACGACACGGCAGGGGGCAACUGGGUUAUUAGUCAUAUGACCCCCAUGGCCUCAACCCUUGAUAACCUGACCCAGCUGCUUGACCCUGACCUUUCUGACGUCGUGAAGGCGCUCAGACAUCGGUACUGUGAGCGGCAGUACUACACGGGCCUCGGCGAUGCUAUUAUUGCCGUGAACCCCAACAAGACCAAUGUCCAAGUGAUACCAGAGAACUCUCCUCAGGUAGGUCAACAGUACAGCAAAAGGAAACCGCCCAAGAGCCAGCUCCCACCCCAUGUGUACUCUCUAACCCACCAAGUCUACAAAGGCCUCACCAACGCCACAUCCACCGUACCUAGAAGUAUUCUUGUCGCCGGUGCUUCCGGUUCCGGUAAAACAGAAGUAUGCCAGAUGGUCUUGGCUCAAUUCUUCCGGGAGUCACAUGUCUCCAGAUCUGAUCCGCUCCCCCGACUGCUGAUGAAGGGUAUGUGGCUACUCAGUCGGCUCACAUCAGUGAAGGACAUCAAGAACAGCAACUCCAGCCUCUCAUCCCAGGUGGUGACCUUGUACUUUGGACGGGAUGGUACCUUGAAAACAGCCCAGUUCAGCUCUUACCUGUUCAACUCCCGUCAUGUGAUUCCACACGUAGUGGGCAGGGACCUACCCAACUGUCUGUAUGACGUCACUGCGGGACUUCGAGACAACCGAUCUGGUACUCCUGUACUAGACAGACUGGGUGUAAGACACAACGAAAUGAUCAACGCAGUGCUUCCGCGGAUGAACAGGGCAGAUUCCUUCCAUCAUAAGGAAAAGUGGAUGGAGCUCGUGGACACUCUGGAGCAUCUGGGUGUCGGGAAUGGACUCAACAGCGGUUCUGGUGAUCAAGACGGGGCACAAGGUGUUGUGGGUGUCUUGGUCGCCAUCGUUAUGCUCGUGUCCCUGAGGUUUGACGGCGACCCCCACACGCACAGACCUUCUGGUGCUGAUGUUGAGCUCAUGAACAUUGCUGCCUCGGCUCUAGGGGCCCCUCCCGGCGCUGUAGAACACGUGAUCAUGAGCGAAGUGCCCAAGUUUGUAUACGCCCCUGACAAGAGCCCCGCCCACCUUGCCCGGAAUCAGCUGGUCCAUGAGCUCUACGCCAGACUAGUCAAGUGGGUGGAGGCGGACCUAAAUGAAGCUAUGCCCCCUGUAGAGGAAGGCUAUCUAUCAGUUCGUGUAGUAGACUUGCCAACCUUCGAUGAUCGUCCAAGUGGAACCCUUGGGACGUUGUGUCAAAAUAUUGCCGCCGAACGGAUCCAGACGUUUCUGAACGAGGUGACCUUCCUUCAACAGAAGGAUGUCCUCAGGGAAGAGGGUAUGGCGGCGCCCCAGGUCAAGAGACAACCGUGUGAGGAUUUGACCGAGUUGGGUUUGGCGAUUCCCAGGGGGCUUCUUUAUGAACUGGCUGUGCAGGGACAGAACUCUGGAAUAACCGACAUAGCUCUGGUUGCCUCCCUUGACAAAAAGUUUGGAAACCAGAAAAAUAUUUACACAGGCUCCAAGAAGAUGGGGAAGUCAGUUUUUGCUCUCACCCACUCACAUUUCCAGGUGGCGUACACAGUGACCCCAGGGUUCCGCUUCGACAACCUGAUCGUGCCCAACCUUGAGUCCCAGAAGCUGCUCGCCACCUCCUCCAACUCCGUAGUGAGAGAAAUGUACACAGUCACACUAGACCAGUCAAUUGAAGAGGAGGCCGACAAACAUUUCCUGUUCACAACAUUCACAAGAGUAGAACUGAAUCGCUUGUUGUCUCAAGUCUACGGCACCAUCCCCCACCUAAUCAGGUGUGUCAGCCUGACCCGUUACAGUGAACCGCUUCAGAACGCUGACAUCACCUGCCAGCUCAGAGCUGCCUCCAUACCUGACGUCAUACGGCAGAAAAAGUUCAACUUCACCCACUCGUUCACCUUGUCCGAUUUCAUUUCAAGACUAGAAAAGUCUCCUGCCGAGGAAGAACAGGACCAGAUCUACGAGCACCUGGUAGACAAAACGAUGAUGAAAAUUACAGACUUGUCAGCGCGUGUCUGGGCCAAAGUGGUGGUGCUGGAGAGAGGGAGACAACUGGCGAAAGUUUACGCAUCAGAGUUAUCCCUCCUCGUCACUGGGUCUGCCGAGAGCUUUGAUGACAUUGAGUUCGGCCUGGGCAGAUAUUGUGGAAAUGUUUUCUCGCAGGAGACAAGCUGGUUGAUAGGACAGCUCAGACAGGGCAUUGAACUGAAGAGAGACUCCGACGGUACCUUACUGGCAAGGCGCCUGUCUCAACUGCCUGUCACAGUGAGAAAGUCUACCGAAGGUUAUCUAUCAGCAGACCUGGUCAGGAACAGGGGAGUGCUGCCCUUGGGCACUUUCGUAAAAAUUCUGGAUAUGACUGAAUUCCAAAGCCUGAUUCGACUUACUAUGAAGAAAGGGACUUUCACGCAGGAAAGUUUACGAAGCCUGUGUGUGGUGGGUCUUGAAAUAGGACGUUGUUCCCAUUCCAUUUCCAGCACACCUUUAUGUCUUGCUGUCGUGAGCAUCGCAGCUCUUCGACUGCUCAUGGACAAGAAAGAAAUCAAUUCUGUAUCCUUGAUGACGUCACGGCUUGCAAUGGAGCGAAGCGAUGAGAAAGACUUGCAAACAAUGCUGCAAGCGGACGCAAAAGCGAGACAUUGAAUCCAAGCAUCAACAUGGAUCAACUGUAUGAGAAGAUGAGGAGAGGAAGCCUAGAGGAUUCAGUCUAUUCUG
Aplysia californica (California sea hare) is the source of this 3167-nucleotide messenger RNA. Its product is annotated as myosin-IIIb. The record is from RefSeq and is a predicted model, not a curated record. Gene Ontology annotation, biological process: regulation of DNA-templated transcription. Gene Ontology annotation, cellular component: myosin complex. Lineage: Eukaryota; Metazoa; Mollusca; Gastropoda; Aplysiida; Aplysiidae. Gene Ontology annotation, molecular function: cytoskeletal motor activity; protein binding; ATP binding.